GAAAAGUUACUAAGUAAGAACGCACCAACUGAGAAAGAAGCGUUUGCUAUUGUUGUUGUUGUGUUUAUUUCACGAAUUAGAGAAAAAUAGUGAAUUGUCCCUGAAUUUGAAUCGUUUUAACAAAAAGAACUGUGAUAAAUACAACCGUUAAAACUCAAUAAACGUGUAAAUAGAUGCUGAAAUUAUGGAUAUUUCCGACGAAGAUAUGGCAAAGCUUGUGUUGGGCUACUUAAGGUCCGAAAAGUGUAAAGGUGCCGCGAAAAUGUUUGUACAAUCAUCCAGACAUUUGCAGGAUGCUCAAAAUAGUAUCCGUAGAGCAAAACAUUUCAUUACCCAUAAACAUGGAUAUUGUUUGAGGGAAAUUCUCAGGGAAUAUGCUAAAUUAUACACUAUAAUUAUUGAAUAUUUGGAAGAUCUUUCUUAUAUGAGUGAUAUAACAACGAGAGAUAUGCCAAGUAAACUUAUUUAUUUAUUGGAAAGAGCUCAAUCUAGAGAAUCUUACACACCAAGUUUAUCACCGAGAAGUCGAAGUAGUACUCCGGUAAAACAACUUCAAAAUACAAAACCAUUUUCGUCACAAAAUCUCUCAAGAAUUGAUGAAAAAUCCCCGUCGGAAUUUGAUGUAAAUACAACUCCCCUUCAUGAUCUUCCUGGUCAUUUUAGCUCUAAUAAUAAUACGUCGGAAGAAAAGCGACAUAAAUCGACUGAAGAAUCUGAUCUUACAGAUAAUAAUGAUAGUGAAGGAAGUAUUGCAAAAGUUUUACUUGAAACUGUGUUAGAAAAUCGGGAAUUUCAAGAAAAAUUAGUUGAAAACAUCAACUCGGUUAUCCAAAAACCUUCAGAGGAAAAUGUUGUUGAAAACAACCCGGUUAAUAACGAAUUAGAUUCAGCUAUAAAAGCAAUUGUAGAUAAAACUGAACAUGAUCCAGUUUUCGAACGAUUAUUGAGUGAUUUAAUCGGUCCUGAGAAAAAGUUAGAAACUGAUUUAGAUGAAAAUAAACAGAAAGAAAAAGUAAGUGAAGAAAUAUCCCAACCGGAGGUACCAGAAGUAAAUUUGGAGUUAAAUCCAACAAUUAAUCCAACAGAUGAGGUUAAAUCAACACCUCCAAAACGAUCAAUGCUAACUUUAGAAGGAACAAAAGUUGAUUUGCCCCCAAAACAAAAUUUAACUGUAAAUACAAACACCGGGGAAGUUAUUUUAUAUGAUGGUACAUUAGAAAAUUACAUGAAAGAGCAACCAAUGAAUUCCCAAUCAACAACAACAUCAGUGAAUUCUACAUGUUCUUCCAAUUUAGUGUUAAAUGCUGGAUUAUUGAUGGUUCAACCACAAACGGUUGUACAACAACCACAAUCUUAUUUUCUUUGGAAUAGUUCCCAAGUUGUUAAUAUGGGUGUUCCUCAAUAUAAAGUUAAUGCCAUAUCAGAUCAUGAUAUCUUAUCAAUGCCCACAGUUAUUGUUUGUGAUGAAAAUCAACAAGAACUAGGUAUAAACAAAGGUGUGGAGGAAAUAAAAGCGAAAACCUUAAAAAAAAUCGCACCAAAACCAAUGGUUGAUAUGUCCAAAGGAAACAAAAAAUCAAAGAGGAAAUCACCAAGAAAACAUAGCCAUUCACCAAAAACAACAAAAAUUCAAGAUGUUGAGAAGAAAGUUGAGAUUAAAAUUGAAGUUUUAAGAGAGUCACAAAAUCAUCAAUCUAAUUUGGAUAAUUGUGAAGGAGAUAAAAUUGAAUCUAAAUCUAGUUCUGAUAAAAUUGUGAAAGAAACAACACCAAAAAACAAACUAAUUGAUGAAUCAACUUCCACUCCAAGAAGUGCAUCUCACAUUCGCAUUUUAGACUUUGAUUUUACCCCGAAAUCAAUUUCAAAACAAAUUAAUAAAGAACAGAAACCGCGAAGUGGGUCAUCACCGAAGAGGAAAUCGCCGAAUACGAAAGGAAAUCAUCAACCUACAAAAAUUUCAAAAUCAUUGUUUAGUUCACCUGCAAAGAAUCAGAGAAAGAGAUGUGGGGGUGAUAGUGAGAAGAAAGGGGCUAAAAAAAGUUGGGAUGCAGAUUUAAGGGCUUUAGCAGCUUCUACGGCAAUAAGAGAGCCCCCAAAAAGAGAAAAAUCCAAACGGAAACCAAAAAAAUCGGAAAAGUUAAAUAAAACGGAAGAAAAUGCAAAAGCAAUUGAAGAUAAUUUGAGAGCAGAUGAAAUUGCAAAUAAUGAAGAUAUUAAAACUGAGAAAACUAAAGAAUCAACAUUGUAUGAAAAGAAGGUUUUGGCUGAUUGUGCUGAAAAAGAUGAAAUCUUAAUUCAAAAGGAAAUUGAACCAGGAGCUGAUACGGAAGAGGAAGGUGAAAGUACAUUCACGUUGAUUAAUUAUAAUCGUGCGCCGAGAAUUAAACGAAAAUGUAACAUAGACGGGAAUGUAAAGAAGGUGGGGAAAGUAACGAAAGUUAAAGAAGUUAAGAAUUUAGAUGUGUGUAACAAUAAAAUGAUUUUAUCUCCAUCGAAAUUAAAUGCGAGUAAAAGGACUUUUGUCGAAAAAAUUGAUGGCAAUGUGAAAAACGAGCAAGAAAUUGAAAAAGAGAAGGAAAAAAUUGAGGAGAAUUUAAAAGUGCCAUUAACUCCGAGGCUUUAUGAUGAAAAUGAACUUUUAACUUUAAAUUUUGCUAAGUUUACUCCAGAAAAUAUUCCAACAGUAAGUUUUUCUGAUAGUCUUGAUGUUAGUGGGGUUAUGAAAGCAACUAGAAAUUUGCUACCUUUAUUAGAUACCCCAUUAAAGAUUGAAAACACUUUAUUAAUACCAAAAACGCCGGGAAUUAGUACCCCAAAUAAUAUUAAAGAAACUCCAAUUACUAAAAUGAUUAAUGAGCAUUGUGAAAAUAUUGAUUUAGUCGAUAUUGAAACUCCAAAAAUUUUAAUUACACCUAGUAUAGGAAUAACGCCCUAUGUUAAUCGCCGAACGGAUUAUUCAACAAGUUCGUCUUAUUAUCAACCCAGUGAUACAGAACAAAAUAAAUCAAUUGAACAAUUAAUUGAGGAAACAAAGAGAGAUAAAAAAAUAAUCGUUGAAAAAGAAAAUGAUGCUAAUAAGAAUGAUUUAACAUCGAUUGUUAAUAAAUUAAAUAGUUUUAAUAAAAAUGUUAUUGGAAGAAAAAAUUUAAGUUUAGUGACAAAAGUUGAUACAGUUUCUUUUGGCGAUUCAGAAAGUGAAACUGAUUUUAUAGAUAAUGAAAUAAACGAUGAAGAAAGUAAGUGUGAAUCAAAAAAAAAUGUAACUGUCAUUCAAAAUGAGAAGGAAGGUGGGAAAAGUAGAUAUUCUUUAAGAUCGCGUAGUAAAGAGGAUGCAAAAAAAGUCGAUGAUAAAAAUAAUAAAAAUGAUUCGUUAGAAAAAGAGGAAAUAAACGCUCCUGAAUUUCAACUUUUAGAUCCAAAAGAUAAAAUUUUAAGAGAAUUAGAGAAAAAACGACAAGAAACGAUUGCAUUGAUUAAAAAGCCUGAAUUACAAAGUAAAACCACUUCAAAAAGUAAUCCAAAAAAAGAAAUUGUUGAUAAUAAAAAAUUAAAUGAUGAAAAAACUGUUUUAAAAUCACAAGAAAUUAAGAAACCAGUUAAAGCGAAAAGUAAUCCAAAACCACAAAAAACAACAACAAGAAAAGGAAAUCAAAGAAAGGUUAAUAAAAAUGUGACAAAAGUAAUUAAUAUAGUUGGAGAUCCCGAAAAAAAUGAUUCAAACUUAAUAAAUCCUUUAAAUUACGUUGAAGCACAUCUAGGUAAUAACUCAAACGAUAAUAAAAAAAAAUACGAAUCGAAUCAAGAACUUUUAGUAAGAGAUUUAAAAGAACGUGGAAUUUAUUUGCUUCCUAAAAACAAAAAAGAAAUAAUUUUAGAACCUCCCAACGAUAAUUCAUCAACUGAAUUAAUAAAUGUAGAAAUAAAAAACGUUUUACCAUUAAAAAAACGUGAUAGUAAUAAAUCUUUCGAAAUUAACACCGAAACUAACAUACAAGAUAAAAACAACUUAUUACAAGAUGAUUUAAAUUUAACCGAUUCAUUUAUCGAUGAUAAAGAGCCGAUAAUUUUUAGUGAUAACUUAAAAUUAUUAGAUUAUAUCAUAUUUCACGAUCCAAAUGAAUCAAAUAAAAAAACCUUACAAGAUUACGACUUAAAAUGUCUCGAUAAAACUUAUAAUGUUCCCGUUUAUUGGGAAGAAUAUAAAUUCGACGAUUCCCGCCCAUUAAAAGUAACGAAAACCGAUUUCUUUUUCGAUUUAGAAUUUAAUUCGGAACAAAAUCAAAUUCAAACCAAAAAUCAAACCAAUACAAAAAUAAAUGAAAAAAUUGUUGAAUCUGGGAAGAAAUAUCGAAGGAAAUCUCUUGAGUUAAAUAAAAAAUCGACGUUGGUUCCAGCGAAAAAAUCAAAUAGAAGUGAAUCUGUGGUUGAUGUUAAAAGUACCAAAAAGAAAUCUUUAGAUUUGAUGGAUAUAGCGAUUGUUGGUGAGAAAUUUCCCAAAACCGAUGAAACCAAUACUAAACGAAAAGCUGAUGAAGUUGUUGCAUCUGAAAAGAAUAAAUGCCCGAAAUUAUGCGAUAAUUUAUUGUCGGGAUUGAAUGUUGAACAUUUUUUAUCACAAAUUCACAAAGAUUAA
Molecule: messenger RNA, 4633 nt
Organism: Onthophagus taurus
Lineage: Eukaryota; Metazoa; Arthropoda; Insecta; Coleoptera; Scarabaeidae
Source: RefSeq, a predicted model, not a curated record